This is a messenger RNA of Naegleria gruberi, 3375 nucleotides long. RefSeq lists its product as uncharacterized. NCBI's taxonomy places the organism in Eukaryota, Heterolobosea, Eutetramitea, Acrasida, Naegleriidae. The transcript has 3 exons. Gene Ontology annotation, molecular function: RNA-directed RNA polymerase activity. The record is from RefSeq and is a predicted model, not a curated record. The coding region runs from base 1 to 3375 and encodes 1124 amino acids.
AUGAUGAGGAAACAAGAAAGUUUGAUUAAAAAAACAGGGAAUUUUGGUGAUUUUUCUAAUGCUGCCACAGCAUCUAUAUCGGAAAAUUCGGGACAGAGGAUGACACCUAGCCAAUCGAAGGUUUAUCCAAGUUUAAUGGCAAGGAGUUCACCAUUAUCUUCAUCUCCAUACUGUUCUUCCAAAUCAUCAACAUCUGCAUCCUGUAAAUUAUCCAAUCAAAUCACCAACACAAACAAGAAUGUAAAUAAUCAAGAUUCUGAAAAUCAACAACAAAAAAGUAUUGAAAGUGUAAAAAGUUCUUUUCACACUAGAACUCAUUCAAUACUUUCCCCUCAAUGUAAAAACAUUCAACCAUCACAGUCAACUAGCUCAUCAAAAACAAAUGAAGGAACAGUAACAAAACAUGUAAAGUUUGUUAUUCCAGAACGUAAAAUUCCAAAACCAGAAACAAAAAAGGAUAUAACAACUACAGUUCCAAAGUUGGCAAGGGAAAAACAAAAUCAUCGUUACAAUAUUAAUUUUUUUAAUAGACCAACAAUAACUCGAGAUGGUCAAACAGUUCAACCUCCCCAAACCACUCAACCUUCUCCUUCAUCUUUACAAAAUAAGAGAAGUUUUGAAAAUUUCAAAUCUAGCUCUUCAAAAUACGAGACAUCAAAAAAACAAAAGAAAGACAUCAAUAUGAUAAACUUUCAAAAGAAUUUAUUUGAAAUUCAGAAAGAGUUGUCAGAACAACCUUUCAUCUCAAAUGCCAACCCACUGACACCAUCUCCAGAAAGCAAUGGUCACUCAUCAGUAUUUAACAACAACAAUACUGUUCAGAAGGAGGAAAAUCUCAAAAUGCAAACCCCUCAAUACUCUAACACCAAUUUCAUGAUACUAUCAGACUCUCUAGAAAGUAUUACUAUAGCAGAGGAUUUAUUAACUAUCGACGAUUCAAUAGUGGAAGAAGCUAUAAGCAAGGUCUUUAAUUCAAAGCUUGGAAGAUCUUUUUCAUCAAGUACCAAAGAGAAGUACCUUCGUCAUCUAAUCAAUCCCGAGGAAAUUUCAAGGCUGGGAAUUAAAGAUUUAUUUGGAGAAUAUUACCCCUCAGUGGGAUAUUUUACAUUGAAAGAUUCCAAGCCAAUUUUCAAGCAAGUCAGCGAUGGUUCUUUGACAAACAUUACUGAAGGAACAGGGAAAUCAAUAUAUUACUCCUACUCUAGAUUAGCAAGAUUGUUAAUGAGUUUGGAUUUAGGACGAGCCAUGAUGUUUGUCAUCUUUUCUGAAGAUGAUUGGGAUCAUGAGGAAAAACGAGUUUUAAUUGAAAAAGCUUCUAUAGAUGGAUUUAAGCAUUCCUCUAUCGAGUACAAAUUCUUUGGUACAAGUAAUUCUGGUAUUAAUGGGCAUACAGCUCUGUUCAUUGACACUCGAUUGAAUUUUGCUAAAAUACAUGACCUGCUGGGAGAUUUUAGUGAGUGUGCCAAAGCUGGACCAAGGAAAGCUUUCAGUCGUAUUGCUCUUGCAUUAGGAAAAAGUUUUCAGAGUUUAGUCGAGUUGAAAAAGGAAGAAUUAUGGGUUCUGUACGAUGAAGAGGAUUAUCCAGAUGGUGCAGGCUUCAUGCAUGAGGAUUACUUUCAAGAUAUUUUGAGAAAUACAAUUUGCACACCUUAUUUUGAAACAAGGAAAAACACAACUGAAGCAGUAUUUAUGGAUUGUAAAAUUGAGGAAAUUGUUGCAAUGCAAUUCAGAGCAUUGGGAAUGAAGGGCGUCUUUCAGUCUAUUCCCGAUGAAUAUUGGAAGGAACUUCAAACGAGGCAUGGCUUUCCAGAUACUGUAAAAUGCGUGGCAAGACCUUCAAUGAUCAAAUUUAUGGGAAAUUCGGAAGUUUAUAGACAUUUUGAUGUUUUAAAUGUUUCUAGAAUUCAAGGAGGAUCCAUUAAUAGAACAUUCAUGUCAUGUAUGCUUAGAAGAACAACUAAUAAGGAGGCCAUGCAACAACUUUUCGUUAAAAUGUUGGAUGAGUACAUCAAGAGUGAAUCCAAUAUUCUAGAUACAAAAUUCCUCUACAACUCUCUCCUUUCGAAUGAAGUUUUCGAUAAUGGAGAUUCCGUUUAUAGGACAAUCAAGAAUUUACUCUUGGCAGGAUUUGGAAUGGAAAAUCCAUUUGUUUACAAGUACAUUAAGAAGAGAAUCAAGGCAAGAUUUCAAUCCAUGAUUGAUAACAAGCUGUGUCUCAAGAUGAAAUCAAAAUUCUCAGUAACUCUGAUGGGAGUCAUAGAUGAGAGUGGUGAGCUAAAUGCGGAUGAGGUUUAUAUUCCCUGCCUCAAAUUGCAAGAGCAAUUAAUGAGGGAUUAUUACAAAUUGAAAGAGGUGAUUGUCUAUAGACAUCCACUUGCUUACGAAGGAGAUAUUGCCAAGUUGAAAUUGAGAAAAGAUCCAUGUAAUGAAUUUCUAGCAUCUAGAUCUAAUGUCAUUGUAUUCCCAAAGGUUUUCAAAGAGAAAUCUCCUCAUCAAUAUCUAGCAGGAGAUGGUGAUGCUUAUGAAGUUGUUUUUGAUAUGGAAAUUUUGAAAUUAUUCGAUAAGCAUCCAAAACCAAUUGAUUACGAUGAAGGGAAGCAAUCCAGUGGAGCAACCUCACAAUCUAUUCAACCUGUUACCAAGUUACAACCUUGUGAUAUUAUCAGGGAACAUGUAAAAUGUUUUAUUCAAAAACAUACUCAUACAGGUCUCCUUUUCUACUUUAAUACUAUUGCCAGAGACUCUGACGAUAUCAAAUUAAAGGUUGAUCUAGCCAAAGCAUAUUCCCAUUCUAUAGAUGCUAUGAAGGGCUUUGAGCAGGAUUUUAACAAACUCAUUGAAAGAGCACGAGCUUUACCAGUUCCAUACUGGUAUCAACAAUGGAAGUCGGUAAAGGUUUCAAAAUGGGCACCAACUGAUGCAAACAUUACAAUAUUUGAAAAUUUAAUGUUAAAUAAGGUUGUACAUGCCUAUCAGAAAAUUGAAUUUAAAAAGCCAGUAGAGAUUGAUCCUGAAUUAAUUGUUGAAACGCCAAAGGACACAGUCAUGUGGAAGCUUGAUUUUGAUAACACGUAUCAAAAAUGGAACGAGUAUUGGAAAUCUAAAAAGAGAGUAUUCGAGUCAACAACACAAGUAGAAUUUACAUUCAAUGAUAGAUUCUUCAAUGAACGGCUCAAUUCAAUUAUGGCCAACACGAUCUCUCACCAAAAGAACAAGUACCAUAGCGAUGAACCAGAUUGGCACCAAUUAUUUUGUGGAAGUACUGUUGGAAAACAACUCGUAGCAAAAGCAAGUUAUUGGAUGCAACUUGCCUACGAGAAGGAAAAGGAACUUGCACAAAAGAAAAGAAGGGAGAGUUCAAGAAAUCAAUUCUAA